GGCUAAGGUUACGACAUUUUGUGUCCUCUUUGGCUCAUCAUUUCAGCUGACACUGUUGUUAACUCUAACAAUGGAAGAAUAGAAUAAAGACUUUUCCACAGGGACACUUCCCUGACUCAUCUGAUAAGACCUGGGGGGCGUGGCUACCUCUGUGCAUCAGUGGGCGUGGCCUCCACCUUCAGGUAUGAAGUCUGUGGACUGGCUCCACCCCCAGUCAGUCUUCACUGAUGGAGCUUCUCCAGGUUUGGAACAUUUUCUGCCUCUGCGCCCUGAAGGUCGUCCUGGGUGACCCCAACAGCACACACUACAACAACAGCCAUGCCCCCUCCUACCUGCUGGUGGCGCCCUCAACAGUACGUCCUGGCGUUCCUACCUCAGUGUCGGUCACUGUCCUGGGUUCUUCUUCUCUCCACGUCUCCGCUAACAUCUCUAAUGGAGGGAACGUCCUGUCGUCAGGGGUAGUUAUCGUUGAAGGAGGUUUUACUAAGAUGCUGACGCUGCCCCCGUUUGACUUCAGCCAUCAAUGGGGUAUGGAGCUGGAGGUCAAAGGUCACUCCGACAGCGGCCUAGUUUUCCACAACAGAACCGAACUGAACGUCGAUCUCAAGGGUGUCUCCACCUUCAUCCAAACUGACAAAGCCAACUAUCGCCCAGGUCAGAAGGUCAAGUUCAGGGUGGUGUCCAUUCAUCCUGACGGGAAGCCCGCCAUCGGUCCGGUCCACAUCACCGUCAGAGAUCCCAAGGAGAACCUGCUGAGACAGUGGGAGUCAGAGGACGGAGAACUGGGCGUGGUGUCCCUCGACUUCCAGCUCUCUGAGAUUCCUCCUCUGGGAAACUGGACCAUACACGCCACCGUGGACGGGGUGAAGAGCAAACAGCACUUCCAUGUGGACAACUAUGUGUUGCCGAAGUUUAAAGUUUGGAUCGACGUUCCCGACGCCAUUUACCACGAAGACGCUCUGUGGGGUUCUGUCACGGCAAAACACUCCUACGGUAUAGCCGUGGAGGGAGAGAUGUUUCUAACCUUCGUUCAUCACUUCCACGGAAUGGUGGAGACGUACACGGAACACAGAGAGAUCAAUGGGAUGACAGAUUUCAGCUUCUUGAUUCCCGAGAACUAUCCCAUGAGGAAACGAGCCGUGGAUUUCCUGAAUAAGGAGUACAUCUCUGUCUUUGUCAAUGUGACCGAACACCUCACAGGUGUGACGUACAACGACUCGGCAACAGUGUGUCUGGAGAAACACCGCUACAAACUCUCCUUCUACGAUUAUCCCAAAAUACUGCGGCCUCUGCUCUACUUUGUCGGCAGGCUGAAGAUAACGACGUUCGACGGUAAACCGCUGCCCCCUACAGCUGUGGGCAGUAUGGUCACGGUGUCGGUGAUGCAGGGGACCGACAGUCCUUGGGGUUGGCCCAAGGACACGGUGGGAGACAUCAAGCCUUGGGACAAUUUAGGUCCUAGAAACAUGCCCCCCCCCACCAUGGGUUCUCCUGAGGUGAUGGAGAUCGCUUUACCUUCAACCGGAAUUGUUAACCUCCACAUCCUGGUCAAGAACGACACCCAAACUCUCACCAUCGACGCCUCCUUUGGCGACAGCCAUCGAACCCUGCAGCUGUACAGGAGCUACACCUCGGCCUCCAACUCCUACCUGCAGAUCCACCAGGCUGAGCUGUCUCCACAGGUGGGGUCUCCCUUCAGGCUCCAAGUGUCCAAGACCUUUCCAGAAGACAACUGUCACUUUGUGGUCAGGUCCAGAGGUCAGGUGGUUUCUGCAGGGACCAGCUCCAGUGUGUUGGACCUGCUUCCAGAACAUUCCUGGGCUCCCGAGGCCUGUGUCAUUGUCUUCUGUGUCCUUCCCAGCGGAGAAAUCGUCACGGACAAAAUCACACUGGAGCUCAGGCAGCUGCUGAAGAACCAGGUGUCUCUGAGCUUCAGCACCAACACCACCAGUCCAGGAGAACCUGUGACCCUCACAGUGAAGGUGAUGGAGCCCGGCUCCCUGGUGGGCCUCCUAGUGGUAGACCAGAGUUCUGCCUGGAUGGGAUCAAAUAAUGACAUCACCAAGGAGAAGGUGAUGGAGGAGUUGGAGAGCUACGACGCCCCCGAGGACUACUCUGAGAACUACAUGUUGACCAGGGGAGACCCCUACUCCGUCUUUACGAGCUGUGAACUGGAGGUUCUGACUGACGCCAGUUUCCACGGGCAGGACUUCAGACACAGAAUUGAGUUUGAACACCAAAACAUGGACCUCCUGACCUCCACGCCACCUGAACUGGAACCACGAGUGCGUCGGAACUUUCCAGAGACCUGGAUAUGGAUGGACCUCCACCUGGGAGAUUCCGACACACGACAGAUACCUGUGGAGGCUCCAGACACCAUCACCACCUGGGUCGCCACGGCCUUCGUCAUGUCCCAGAGCCUGGGUCUGGGCAUCAUCAGAGAACCUGUGGAGCUCACAGUGUUCCAGGAUUUCUUCCUGUCCCUUAAUCUGCCGGCCUACCUGAUCCGAGGAGAGGAGGUGGUUCUGGAGGUGGUUCUGUACAACUACCUCCCUCAGGACCUGCAGGUGAAGGUGAUCGUCGCGGCCAACCACGCCUUCCACUUCGUCCUCCACAACGAUGACGCCCUCCCCUCGCACUCUGUCCACCUAGUGUCCGUGGGGGGCCAGGACGGGGCCUUGGUCCUGGUUCCUAUCAAACCCGUGGUCCUGGGUGAGGUGGUCAUCUCUGUGUCCGCCAGGUCCACCGUGGCGGCAGACGCCGUGACCAGGAAGCCUGAGGGACUGGAGCAGAGCUUCUCCACCUCCAUGCUCUUUGAGGUCUUCCCGUACCAGCCCACCGUCUCCAAAAAUGUGCAGUUCAUUUUCCCACCAGAUGUUGUGGAGGGGAGCCAGAGAGUGACAGUGACGGCUGUAGGCGACAUCUUGGGUCCAUCCAUCAACGGCCUGGAGUCUUUGAUCAAACUGCCGUACGGAUGUGGAGAACAGAACAUGAUCAACUUUGCUCCGAACAUUUACGUCCUACAGUAUCUGGAGGUCACAGGUCAAACCACCACAGACAUCAGGAGGAGAGCAAUACAGUCAAUGAACAGUGGUGAGGAAGAUGAGGAUGAAGAUGAAGAUGAUGAUGAUGAUGAUGAUGAAGAUGAUGGUGAAGGGAACACUGGUCCACUGUUGCCUCCUGUGGUCAGUUUGUGCCACUGAGGUUAAUGUGAACUCAGUGAUGGAGGUAACAGUGACC
Molecule: messenger RNA, 3240 nt
Organism: Cynoglossus semilaevis (tongue sole)
Lineage: Eukaryota; Metazoa; Chordata; Actinopteri; Pleuronectiformes; Cynoglossidae
Product: CD109 antigen-like
Exons: 23
Coding region: 228-3203 (991 amino acids)
Molecular function (GO): endopeptidase inhibitor activity
Source: RefSeq, a predicted model, not a curated record